GCAAGCCCUGAAGCCUGCUGAGCCUCUUGUCCUGAGCAGGUACUACACAUCUGAAGCAGCACGUGAAGUACCAACUAUGCUAAAUGCUGCAGAAACACCUGGCCAUGGACAACCCCUGCCUCGGAAACCUAACAGCGUGCAACCUGCCAGUGAUGAAAUAGAAAUGGUUAAUGCAUGGUUUGCUGAGAGAGUUCAUACCAUCCCCGUCUGCAAGGAGGGAACCAAGUCCCAGACUGAAAUCUGUGCUUGUCACCAGCCUGCCUGUGCUGAGACCACCAACUCUGGGACGCCAGCAAGGAAAAUCUCUGCUUCUGAAUUUGACAGACCCUUAAGGCCUAUUUUUGUCAAGGACUCAGUAGGAGCAGUGAGCUUCCUCUCUGGCUCUGAAAAGAAGGAACAGAUGCCUCUGCAAUCUCCAAGGAUUGAGACCAGUGCAGGGGAUCAGUGCUCAAGACUAUUAGAACUUGUGAAAGACAUUUCUAGUCACUUAGAUGUCACAGCGCUUUGCCAUAAAAUUUUCCUACAUAUCCAUGAGCUUAUAGCAGCUGAUCGCUAUUCCCUGUUCUUGGUCUGUGAGGAUAGCUCUAAUGAGAAGUUUCUUGUAAGCAGGCUGUUUGAUGUGGCAGAAGGCUCCACCCUGGAAGAAGCUUCCAACAACUGCAUUCGCCUGGAGUGGAACAAGGGCAUUGUGGGUCAUGUAGCAGCUAUAGGCCAGCCUCUGAAUAUCAAGAAUGCCUAUGAGGAUCCAAGAUUCAAUGCAGAAGUUGACCAGAUCACAGGGUAUAAGACUCAGAGUAUUCUCUGUAUGCCGAUAAAGAACCAUAGGGAAGAGGUUGUUGGUGUGGCUCAAGCAAUCAAUAAGAAAUCUGGAAUUGGUGGCACUUUCACUGAACAAGAUGAAAAGGAUUUUGCCGCGUAUUUGGCAUUUUGUGGAAUUGUUCUUCACAACGCUCAACUGUAUGAGACAUCUUUGCUUGAGAACAGGCGUAAUCAGGUGCUUCUUGAUCUCGCCAGCCUGAUUUUUGAAGAGCAGCAGUCUUUGGAAGUAAUUCUGAAGAAGAUAGCUGCCACUAUAAUAUCCUUCAUGCAAGUGCAGAGAUGUACCAUCUUCAUAGUGGAUGAAGAUUGUACUGAUUCAUUUUCUAGUGUGUUUCACAUGGAAUCUGAGGAAUUAGAAGACUCAGCUGAAAAUCUGAAGAGGGACUAUGAUACAAACAAAAUCAAUUAUAUGUAUGCUCAGUAUGUCAAGAAUACGAUGGAGCCUCUCAACAUCCCAGAUGUCUGCAAAGACAGAAGAUUUCCCUGGACAAAUGACAAUGCAGAAAAUGUAAGUCAACACAUAAAGAGUUUGCUGUGUACACCAAUAAAAAAUGGGAAAAAGAAUAAAGUGAUAGGGGUUUGCCAGCUUGUGAAUAAGAUGGAAGAAAACUCGGGCAAAAUCAAGGCUUUCAACAGAAAUGAUGAACAGUUCCUGGAAGCAUUUGUCAUCUUUUGUGGCUUGGGGAUCCAGAAUACACAGAUGUACGAAGCUGUAGAAAGAGCCAUGGCCAAACAGAUGGUGACAUUAGAGGUUCUCUCAUACCAUGCUUCUGCUGCUGAGGAGGAAACGAGGGAGCUGCAGGUAACAGCGGCUGCUGUAGUACCAUCUGCACAAUCUCUCAACCUAACUGACUUCAACUUCAGUGAUUUUGAGCUAUCAGAUUUUGAAACAACACUGUGCACAAUUCGAAUGUUCACAGACCUCAACCUGGUGCAAAAUUUCCAAAUGAAACAUGAGGUUCUCUGCAGAUGGAUUUUAAGUGUAAAGAAAAAUUAUCGGAAAAAUGUUGCUUAUCACAAUUGGAGACAUGCCUUUAAUACAGCGCAGUGCAUGUUUGCUGCUUUAAAAUCUGGUAAAAUUCAGAGCAAACUGACUGACUUAGAAACACUGGCUUUGCUGAUAGCAACUCUAAGCCAUGAUUUGGAUCACAGGGGAGUGAACAACUCUUACAUACAAAGAAGCGAACAUCCACUGGCUCAACUGUAUUGCCACUCAAUCAUGGAGCAUCAUCAUUUUGAUCAAUGCCUUAUGAUCCUGAAUAGUCCAGGAAAUCAGAUUCUCAGCAGCCUUUCCAUUGAAGAAUACAAGGCCACACUGAAAAUGAUAAAACAAGCCAUUCUUGCCACAGACCUAGCACUAUACAUAAAGAGGAGAGGAGAAUUUUUUGAACUUCUACGGAAGAAGCAAUUUAACUGGGAAGAUCCUACACAGAAGGAGCUAUUUUUAGCAAUGCUGAUGACUGCUUGUGAUUUAUCAGCCAUAACCAAACCAUGGCCAGUUCAGCAACGGAUUGCUGAGCUUGUAGCUACUGAGUUCUUUGAUCAAGGAGAUAAAGAACGGAAGGAACUCAACAUAGAACCAACAGAUCUAAUGAACAGAGAGAAGAAAAAUAAAAUUCCCAGCAUGCAGGUUGGAUUCAUAGAUGCUGUUUGUUUGCAGCUGUAUGAGGCCCUAACGCAUGUGUCAGAGGCCUGCUACCCUUUACUGGAUGGCUGUAGAAAAAAUAGGCAGAAAUGGCAAUCCUUAGCUGAACAACAAGAGAAGAAUCUGAUUAAUGGAGAAAGCAAUCAAGCCAAACGGAACUGAGAUGCUGAUUUAACACCACAAGCUUAAGUUCACAUAGAAGACAUAGUAAUAGGGGAGUACUGCAUUUUGCUAAACACUAUGAAUUUGGCUUAUGUUUUGCCACUGCUGUAUUGUUUUUCCACAUUUCAAGAUAUAGCAUGACCAUGUAUAUGCCAAGGUUAUAUAAAGAUAGUAUGUUUCUUUUAUUACAUCUGAUGGAGAUGGAAAAAGAUCUGCAAGGGUAGUUUUUGCUACCCUGUUCCACAAGAAGAUACAAGUGCAGUUACUCGACUGUCCCUGAGAGCCUAUUACUUUAUAGAUGUAUAUAGUUGUUUAGUGAUCAUGUUGUGGCCAGUAUCUUAAAGACUACUGCGUUUCGCACCUUUUUUCCUCUUACAAUCUUGCUGUGUUAUGUUAUAAAAGUCAUGAGCAGUCUUGCCUGUUCUCUUCCCAGAGGUUCAGAGGAAAGAUAUGGACUAACUCUGGGGAGCCUAAUCCAGCAUAUACUAUGCUAACCUCUUUCAGGAGACGGAAUGGGGCUUCGAAGUGAAAAAGCCCCAGAAUCUGUGCACCCAGUAGUUUUUUCCAUAUUAGAAGAAUGUCUUAGCAAACGUCUUACAUUUGGAGAAAUGUUUAAAAACCCUGUGAAUUACUAGGCAAUGGGGGUCUUAGGAGUUUUGUGGUAGAAGUGUCAUAAUUAUCCAUGAAUAAUGGAAACUGCUUGAAGAUUGAUGAAAUGUCACAAGAUAACUGACAGGCUGCCAUGGAAGAAUGGCUCCCAUAGAAAGCUGCAAGAAGCACACAGAGAAAU
Molecule: messenger RNA, 3416 nt
Organism: Pygoscelis adeliae (Adelie penguin)
Lineage: Eukaryota; Metazoa; Chordata; Aves; Sphenisciformes; Spheniscidae
Gene: PDE5A
Product: phosphodiesterase 5A, cGMP-specific
Exons: 22
Coding region: 77-2626 (849 amino acids)
Biological process (GO): signal transduction
Molecular function (GO): 3',5'-cyclic-GMP phosphodiesterase activity; protein binding
Source: RefSeq, a predicted model, not a curated record